UGAUUGUGGUGGUAAUGUUAGAGCAAUGGAAGCACUUAAAGAUACAAUUGGUGGUGAUUCAAAUAUUGCAAAUAUGAAUCCUAGUUCUGUGAUGCAGCAGCUAUGUUUAAUUCUUGCUGACAGAUACAAAGAAAUGCUUGGCAAUCAUCUUAGUCCUGAUGUUGCUCAGGAUAUUGCAAGAGAUAGUCCACCAGAUAUUAACAGUGCAUCAUACUUGCACCUACAGUUGAUUGAAGGAAUAGGUAUGGGACAUGCAGAAAAAAUUAUUAAUAAAAGACCAUUCAACAAUUUGGAAGAAGCA
Entrophospora candida is the source of this 301-nucleotide messenger RNA. The record is from the annotation of a GenBank genome assembly. NCBI's taxonomy places the organism in Eukaryota, Fungi, Glomeromycota, Glomeromycetes, Entrophosporales, Entrophosporaceae.